GCAUGAGCCGCACAAAAUGAAUGAUGUGAUGAGAGAGCACGAAGCAAAAAGAACGCAAAGCGCAAGUCUUGAUUCAGCAAUCAUAAAUGUGGUGUAUCCCCAUCCUGCUUGAACCGAAAACCGACUGGCCCUCGUGGCUGCACGAACGCUCGUUUAUGAAAACAUUAUGAGAGUGUUCACUAAGAUGGCGAAACGUUGAGUUGUAAUUUAUAUAUCUUGAAAUGGAGUGCAAAAAUGUUGUAAGUGUCGCCGCUAGGAGUAACCGCAAUCUCAUAGUGAAUAAACUGAAAGUGAAUAUAAAGAAUAAUUAGUGUAAGAAGCCGAUCAAAAAUGCGUGAAUUCAAAGUAGUUGUUCUCGGAUCGGGUGGGGUUGGAAAAAGUGCAUUAACUGUUCAGUUCGUAUCAGGUUGUUUUAUGGAAAAAUACGAUCCAACCAUUGAGGACUUUUAUCGUAAGGAAAUCGAGGUAGACAAUAGUCCGUGUGUGUUAGAAAUCCUAGACACGGCAGGUACCGAACAGUUUGCCAGCAUGCGCGACCUCUACAUAAAGAAUGGACAGGGUUUUGUCGUAGUGUACAGUUUAACAAAUCACCAAACCUUCCAAGACAUCCGCCCCAUGAAGGAAUUAAUUACCAGAGUGAAAGGAACCGAACGGGUUCCUAUACUCCUAGUCGCAAACAAGGUGGAUCUGGAACACCAGAGAGAAGUAGACUUUGCCGAAGGAAAUGUCCUUUCCCAGCAAUGGGGAUGUCCUUUCAUCGAGGCGAGUGCCAAGAACAGGACCAAUGUAAACGAGGUGUUCGCCGAAAUAGUCCGCGAAAUGAACUUUAGUCCAGAAAAGGAGAAAAAAAGUUACUGCUGGUGUACAGUGCUCUAA
This is a messenger RNA of Psylliodes chrysocephalus, 876 nucleotides long. The record is from the annotation of a GenBank genome assembly. Lineage: Eukaryota; Metazoa; Arthropoda; Insecta; Coleoptera; Chrysomelidae.